Messenger RNA from Canis lupus familiaris (dog), 6438 nucleotides. RefSeq names its product ADAM metallopeptidase with thrombospondin type 1 motif 6 (gene ADAMTS6). Gene Ontology annotation, molecular function: metalloendopeptidase activity. The transcript has 24 exons. Gene Ontology annotation, biological process: extracellular matrix organization; proteolysis. Bases 44 to 3397 code for a protein of 1117 amino acids. The record is from RefSeq and is a predicted model, not a curated record. Gene Ontology annotation, cellular component: extracellular matrix. NCBI's taxonomy places the organism in Eukaryota, Metazoa, Chordata, Mammalia, Carnivora, Canidae.
CACAUAGGUAGCCCUCCAAAAAAAUCAUCCAGUUUUCUAAAUUAUGGAAAUUUUGUGGAAGACGUUGACCUGGAUUUUGAGCCUCAUCAUGGCUUCAUCGGAAUUUCAUAGUGACCACAGGCUUUCAUACAGUUCUCAAGAGGAAUUCCUGACUUAUCUAGAACACUACCAGCUAACUAUUCCAAUAAGGGUUGAUCAAAAUGGAGCUUUUCUCAGCUUUACUGUGAAAAAUGAUAAACACUCCAGGAGAAGACGGAGUAUGGACCCUAUCGAUCCACAGCAGGCAGUAUCUAAGUUAUUUUUUAAACUUUCAGCCUAUGGCAAGCACUUUCACCUAAACUUGACUCUCAACACAGAUUUUGUGUCCAAACAUUUUACAGUAGAAUACUGGGGGAAAGAUGGACCCCAGUGGAAACAUGAUUUUUUAGACAACUGUCAUUACACAGGAUACUUGCAAGAUCAACGUAGUACAACUAAAGUGGCUUUAAGCAACUGUAUUGGGUUGCAUGGUGUUAUUGCUACAGAAGAUGAAGAAUAUUUUAUUGAACCAUUAAAGAAUACCACAGAGGAUUCCAAACAUUUUAGUUAUGAAAAUGGCCAUCCUCAUGUUAUUUACAAAAAGUCUACCCUCCAGCAACGGCAUCUGUACGAUCACUCUCAUUGUGGGGUUUCAGACCUCAUAAGAAGUGGGAAACCUUCGUGGCUGAAUGAAACAUCUGCUUUUCCUUCUUCACUACCAAUUAAUGGCUCGCAUAUCCGCCACAGACAGAAGAGAUCAGUAAGCAUUGAGCGGUUUGUGGAGACACUGGUAGUGGCAGACAAAAUGAUGGUGGGCUACCAUGGCCGCAAAGACAUUGAACAUUACAUUUUGAGUGUGAUGAAUAUUGUUGCCAAACUUUACCGUGAUUCCAGCCUAGGAAACGUUGUGAAUAUUAUAGUGGCCCGCUUAAUUGUUCUUACAGAAGAUCAGCCAAACUUGGAGAUAAACCACCAUGCAGACAAGUCCCUCGAUAGCUUCUGUAAAUGGCAGAAAUCCAUUCUCUCUCACCAAAGUGAUGGAAACACCAUUCCAGAAAAUGGGAUUGCCCACCACGAUAAUGCUGUUCUUAUUACUAGAUAUGAUAUCUGCACUUAUAAAAAUAAGCCCUGUGGAACAUUGGGCUUGGCCUCUGUGGCUGGAAUGUGUGAGCCUGAAAGGAGCUGCAGCAUUAAUGAAGACAUUGGCCUGGGUUCAGCUUUUACCAUUGCACAUGAGAUUGGUCACAAUUUUGGUAUGAACCAUGAUGGAAUUGGAAAUUCUUGUGGGACGAAAGGUCAUGAAGCAGCAAAACUUAUGGCAGCUCACAUUACUGCAAAUACCAAUCCUUUUUCCUGGUCUGCCUGCAGUCGAGACUAUAUCACCAGCUUUCUAGAUUCAGGCCGUGGUACUUGCCUUGAUAAUGAGCCUCCCAAGCGUGACUUUCUUUAUCCAGCUGUGGCCCCAGGUCAGGUGUAUGAUGCUGAUGAGCAAUGCCGUUUCCAAUAUGGAGCAACAUCCCGCCAAUGUAAAUAUGGGGAAGUGUGUAGAGAGCUCUGGUGUCUCAGCAAAAGCAACCGCUGUGUCACCAACAGUAUUCCUGCAGCUGAAGGAACACUCUGUCAAACUGGGAAUAUUGAAAAGGGGUGGUGUUAUCAGGGAGAUUGUGUUCCUUUUGGCACUUGGCCCCAGAGCAUAGAUGGGGGCUGGGGUCCCUGGUCACUAUGGGGAGAGUGCAGCAGGACCUGCGGGGGAGGCGUCUCCUCAUCCCUAAGACACUGUGACAGUCCAGCACCUUCAGGAGGUGGAAAAUAUUGCCUUGGGGAAAGGAAACGGUAUCGCUCCUGUAACACAGAUCCAUGUCCUUUGGGGGCCCGAGAUUUUCGAGAGAAACAGUGUGCAGACUUUGACAAUAUGCCUUUCCGUGGAAAAUAUUAUAACUGGAAACCCUAUACUGGAGGUGGGGUAAAACCUUGUGCAUUAAACUGCUUGGCUGAAGGUUACAACUUCUACACUGAACGUGCCCCUGCGGUGAUUGACGGGACUCAAUGCAAUGCAGACUCAUUGGAUAUCUGUAUCAAUGGGGAAUGCAAGCAUGUAGGUUGUGAUAAUAUUUUGGGAUCCGAUGCUAGGGAAGAUAGAUGUAGAGUCUGUGGAGGGGAUGGAAGCACGUGUGAUGCCAUUGAAGGGUUCUUCAAUGAUUCGUUGCCCAGAGGAGGCUACAUGGAAGUAGUACAGAUACCAAGAGGCUCGGUUCAUAUUGAAGUCAGAGAAGUUGCCAUGUCAAAGAACUAUAUUGCUUUGAAAUCUGAAGGGGAUGAUUACUAUAUUAAUGGUGCCUGGACUAUUGACUGGCCUCGGAAGUUUGAUGUUGCUGGGACAGCUUUUCACUACAAGAGACCAACUGAUGAGCCAGAAUCUUUGGAAGCUCUAGGUCCCACCUCAGAAAAUCUCAUUGUCAUGGUUCUGCUUCAGGAACAGAAUUUGGGAAUUAGGUAUAAAUUCAAUGUUCCCAUCACUCGGACCGGCAGUGGAGACAAUGAAGUUGGGUUUACAUGGAAUCAUCAGCCUUGGUCAGAAUGCUCAGCUACUUGUGCUGGAGGUGUCCAAAGACAGGAGGUGGUCUGUAAAAGAUUGGAUGACAACUCUAUUGUCCAGAACAAUUACUGUGACCCUGACAGUAAACCACCUGAAAAUCAAAGAGCCUGCAACACUGAGCCCUGCCCACCUGAGUGGUUCAUUGGGGAUUGGUUGGAAUGUAGCAAGACUUGUGAUGGUGGAAUGCGCACAAGGGCAGUGCUCUGCAUCAGGAAGAUUGGACCUUCUGAGGAGGAGACCCUGGACUACAGUGGUUGUUUAACACACCGGCCUAUUGAAAAAGAGCCCUGCAACAACCAGUCAUGUCCACCUCAGUGGGUGGCUUUGGACUGGUCAGAAUGCACUCCCAAAUGUGGUCCAGGGUUCAAGCAUCGGAUUGUUCUGUGCAAAAGCAGUGACCUCUCUAAAACAUUCCCAGCUGCACAGUGUCCAGAAGAGAGCAAACCCCCUGUCCGGAUCCGCUGCAGUUUGGGCCGCUGCCCUCCUCCUCGCUGGGUGACUGGAGACUGGGGCCAGUGUUCUGCUCAGUGCGGCCUUGGCCAGCAGAUGAGGACGGUGCAGUGUCUCUCCUACACUGGGCAGGCAUCUGGUGACUGUCCAGAAACUGUUCGGCCUCCAUCGAUGCAGCAGUGUGAAAGCAAAUGUGACAGUACCCCCAUUUCCAAUACUGAAGAGUGCAAAGAUGUGAACAAAGUGGCUUAUUGCCCACUGGUGCUGAAGUUCAAGUUCUGUAGUCGAGCAUACUUCAGACAGAUGUGUUGUAAGACCUGCCAAGGACACUGACCCAUGGAAAGCCAGAGAGAGCGCCUUGUCAUUUCAUCGUGGAAAUGCGUCCAUCAAAGAGAGCCACCCAGAGGAAGAGGAUUGAUGUCCUUGCAAAUGCAUUACCCUGUGGAAAACGUAACCACUGGUCAGCCCUAGCUGACAGGAUUUCAAUAUUAUUUUAACUUCUGUGAAGUGGGAUUUAUUGAUCCAAAGUGCUGGACACGGUAUUAAGGAGGGAAUGCCAGAUCGGAGAGAUCCAAACAACACAGGGAGACUUGCUUACUGUGGAACGUUUGUGUUCUUUCGAGUAAAUCCAAUAGCCUGUUUACCUCCUUGGACCAUUAAGAUAAUUUUUAUUAUGGACUUAGCAAUGACACUGAAUCCAUUUGUAUUUAAAACUGUUUAAAAUGUAGCUGUUAUGACUUGGUCAACUAUGGAAGUAAAGAAGAUUCAGAAAUCUUAAGUCAUAGCUUAAAAAUAUUUACUAUACUCUAUCUCACUACAACAGCACCACAAUUUAAAUUCUAAAACGGGCUUUUAACUGUAAUUUAAGGAGCAAUUAUAAAUCAAAAGUAAUGAACGUUUGUAUUAUUUUUCUUCAUUCCACGUAAUUUCCUUAGGAAUAAUCCCCCUGUUCUGAACACUGCUGUGAGCCAUAUAUAAACUAUAUUAAACUGAACAACAAUGAAGGACUGAGUGUAAGGCAGUGCAUCAGUUACUGCAGCUGUGCAAGUCUAUAAAUCCUGUGCUAAAAGACUGUGGCCAACUUGCCAUCGUGCAAGUGAAGCUGAGAUUUCCAUUAAAACUUUAAGAGAAAAACAUUUCAAUUUCAUGCAGAAGCCAGACCAGGGGGUACGGUAGAGACUGAAGAGCCAGGCCCUUUGCUGCCAUCACACAAGAUGCCUCAGUUCUUCCUCGAGUCACCCCAACUCAAUCGUGUUUACAUCCUCACCAGCCACAGAGCAGCUUCCGCCCCGCUGGAUUGUUGCACGCGUGUUGAGCUUACUGAAACGAUGCCGUGCAAAAGAUAGACUGGCUCAGUAACAACCAGGCAGACCCUUUUGCUGACCAUUGUGAUGGGUUCCAGAUGUCCCUUCUUUGAUAUAGCAGAAGGGCAUUUAUUUAUAUGAGAGCAAGUGUGUGUGUGUGCGGGCGCUUUUGAGUGCAUGGGUUAGAUGAGUGUGCUUGCACAUAAAUGUGCUAUUUCUGUGAGUUUUAAAAGUAAGCAAGGGGUAACAACCAAAGAAGAAAAACUCAUGAAGCCUAAAGACCAUAAAGCAUAAUUCUAAUAGUCACUCAACCAACUAUUUUGUAUUUUUUAUGGAUACUCUGAAUGGCAAUUAAAUGUGAAACCCAAGUUUCUUGGGCAAGUCAAAUUCUAGACUCCAAUCCAGAAUCCUAAAUUAAAUUGAUUAGCUCAUAGUUUCCCUCUCCGCAAGCUUCAUAUCAUGCUCAUCAAGAGAUUCAACAGUGGGAUUAAAAGAGAGAAAAAAAGAGGGUGCUUCUUUAUAUUUUGUACUUGAACCCUUGUAGCUUGCAGCAGGUUCUUGAUGAAUGUGCUCGUGUCCUACAGGUGUGUACACCAUGCUGCACCAACACCUCAGGCUCCAACCAAAUGGGCGACUUUGUAAAGAUACUACUUUCAGCGAAAAGAGUAUGUUUGACUUAAAACCCAUCACCGUGUGCUCAGAAUACACAUCAGGUGUAUCACCUACACUGUGACCUAAGGUAGAUGAUUAGUUUUUUUCAGAAAGGAAAAGAGACUCACAGACUUGAAAAACCAACCUAAACUUCAGGUUUGCUAUGGACAGUCAGCUUGGGAUGUUGUUCUGCACACUCAGUCGUGGUCAUCACUAUGUUUUCACCUGCUUUCUCUUUCAAUACGUUAGCUCGUGUCCCUGAGCUUGCCAGAGAAAGCUACUGACAACACACAAAAAUCGCCAGGGCCCCUAUGUAUACUGCCCUCAGAGGGCCAGCCAGGUGCCAUCUAGUCCGUGAAGGGGAGGCAGCCCGUGAGCCACACGGCCCCGGCACUGAAUUCACUUGGCCCCUUACAAAGAGCAGUUAACUUGGUGCUAAUGCGUCCUGGUAAAAUAAAUAGAAGACGAGUGGUUUCUGUGGCAUUUUAGGCAUAGGUGUCCUGUCAGGAUCUGUUUUUCCCUAACAUAACUAUCAGCUCAUGUUUUUAUUCCAAGAAGAUUUCUUACACUAUUCAGUCCGUUCUUCACCCCACCUGAAAACUAAUGUUGUGAGGGCCGUUGCCCUGGGCCCCCUUGACUGACACUAGAAGAAGGGACAGCUAGUGUUCCCGCAGGAGUAGGCACCAGACCUGAGGCCAGGAGCAGAGAGCUUCCAGGCACCGCAUUGGAGAACUCUGCUAAAGGGAACCAAGCACAGAAUGUAACAGGACUAAACCUGAGUGGGGGAAACAAAUCAUAUUCUGCAGCACAUCACAGAACCGCUGCUAACUCUGUAGUCAACCACCGGGCUACAUGAUGCUCUCUUCCCAAAUAAUAGCAAUAGGAUUGUCAGUGGAGGCUGAGCCACCAUGGCAGGCCCUCCGAAAGUAGCGUGCUAUGUGGACUUAGGGAGCCCCAAGGAAACUGAUACCCCAUGGCUGAGAGCAGUACCUGCCACUGGCAUAAAGCUUGCCAAAAAAGGAAAGGUGAAUAUACCCAACUGAUUAAAGCCCUUGAGAUCUAAGUGACUCCCCCAAACAGUCCAUUUCAUUAGGAAUUUUAUUGGAGUGAAUGUCACAUAGGUAUCCUUAAUAAUACAGAAUGAAAUUACCUUUGUAUUAUUGUGAUUAGUUGUUGCUUAUUAUUUUAUACUCAGUAUUAAUGUGGUACACUGUUACUUUUUUUUUUGCUUUUGUAAAUUAUAUUCUAAUUUAUUGCCAUGUUUCCUAACACUUGUCCUACAUUCAUUCUCCUGCUUGUAAUGAAAAUGAAAAAGUCAUUGUAACACUUGAUGGAGUGAAAUUCCACACCAGGCACAGAUUUUUUUUUUAACAUAGAUAAUUUAGUAAAAAUAAAAAUUCAGCUUGUAAGAAUGUCUCA